Molecule: messenger RNA, 1724 nt
Organism: Myotis lucifugus (little brown bat)
Lineage: Eukaryota; Metazoa; Chordata; Mammalia; Chiroptera; Vespertilionidae
Gene: IRF5
Product: interferon regulatory factor 5
Exons: 9
Coding region: 16-1551 (511 amino acids)
Biological process (GO): immune system process; regulation of transcription by RNA polymerase II
Cellular component (GO): nucleus
Molecular function (GO): protein binding; RNA polymerase II cis-regulatory region sequence-specific DNA binding; DNA-binding transcription factor activity, RNA polymerase II-specific
Source: RefSeq, a predicted model, not a curated record
CAGAAGGGCAGAUGGAUGGCCCUGGCCGCGGUGAGGGCGAGAGACCCCUUUGCCAUGAACCAGCCUGCCCUGGGGGCCGCCCCGCCGCCCCGCCGUGUGCGGCUGAAGCCCUGGCUGGUGGCCCAGGUGAACAGUUGCCAGUACCCAGGGCUCCAAUGGGUCAAUGGCGAAAGGAAAUUCUUCUCCAUCCCCUGGCGCCAUGCCACUAGGCACGGCCCCAGCCAGGAAGGAGAUAACACCAUCUUCAAGGCCUGGGCCAAGGAGACGGGGAAGUACACGGAGGGGGUGGACGAGGCUGACCCGGCCAAGUGGAAGGCCAACCUGCGCUGUGCCCUUAACAAGAGCCGUGACUUCCGCCUCAUCUAUGACGGGCCCCGGGACAUGCCACCUCAGCCCUACAAGAUCUACGAGGUCUGCUCCAACGGCCCCACUCCCGCAGAGUCACAGCCCACUGAGGAUUACAUUUGUGGCGCAGGAGAGGAGGAGGAUGAGGAAGAGGAAGAGCUCCAGAGGAUGUUACCAGGCCUGAGCCUCACAGAAGCAGUGCAGCCUGGCGCCCCCGUGGCACCCUAUCCUUUACCCAAAGAAGAUGCUAAGUGGCCACCCACUCUCCAGCCACCUGUGGUGCUGGGCCCCCCUGCUCCAGACCCCAGCCACCUGGGCCCUGCCCCUGCUGACUCUGCUGCCUUUGGAGACCUUCUCCCAGAGGUCCCGCCCAGCCUGCCGCCCGGGCCCCUGGCUGCCAGCCUGCCGCCCGCAGGCGAACAACUCCUGCCCGACCUGCUGAUCAGUCCCCACAUGCUGCCUCUUACCGACCUGGAGAUCAAGUUCCAGUACCGGGGGCGGCCGCCCCGCGCCCUCACCAUCAGCAACCCACACGGCUGCCGGCUCUUCUACAGCCAGCUGCAGGCCACCCAGGACCAGGUGGAGCUCUUCGGCCCCGUGAGCCUGGAGCAAGUGCGCUUCCCCAGCCCCGAGGACAUCCCCAGCGACAAGCAGCGCUUCUACACGAACCAGCUGCUGGAUUUCCUGGACCGCGGGCUCAUCCUCCAGCUGCAAGGCCAGGACCUGUAUGCCAUCCGCCUGUGCCAGUGCAAGGUGUUCUGGAGUGGGCCCUGCGCCUCGGCCCACGGCUCGCACCCCAACCCCAUCCAGCGGGAGGUCAGGACCAAACUCUUCAGCCUGGAGCAUUUUCUCAAUGAGCUCAUCAUGUUCCAGAAGGGUCAGACCAACACCCCACCACCAUUUGAGAUCUUCUUCUGCUUUGGGGAGGAGUGGCCGGACCACAAACCCCGAGAGAAGAAGCUCAUCACUGUACAGGUGGUGCCCAUAGCAGCUAGGUUGUUGCUGGAGAUGUUCUCAGGGGAGCUUUCCUGGUCGGCCGAUAGCAUCCGGCUACAGAUCUCCAACCCAGACCUCAAAGACCACAUGGUGGAGCAGUUCAAGGAGCUCCAUCACAUCUGGCAGUCCCAGCAGCAGCUGCAGCCUGUGGCCCAGGCCCCUCCUGCGGGCCACGAGCCCUGGCCGAUGCACCCGGUUGGCAUGCAGUGAGGCUGCAGAGAGUGACUGAAACAGGCUUCCUGGGAGGCUAUGUGGACUGACAUGGAGGUGUGACAGCCCCAGUGGGCACCUGCCUGGCUGCAGGGUCCUAUCUCUGGCUCUCCUGGAAGUGGAUUUGGGCCAAGAAGGAGAGGGAAGAGAGGCCCGAGUUCCAGGUUCUAGUU